Molecule: messenger RNA, 3324 nt
Organism: Aspergillus clavatus NRRL 1
Lineage: Eukaryota; Fungi; Ascomycota; Eurotiomycetes; Eurotiales; Aspergillaceae
Product: ion transporter
Exons: 2
Coding region: 1-3324 (1107 amino acids)
Source: RefSeq, a predicted model, not a curated record
AUGCUGGCCUCGCUCCUGCGCCCCAAGAAACGACGAGUAUACGCGGACCGUUCUCCAUUUUCGUCUCCCUACACCACUCGGGAGACAUCAUGGCCUUUUUGCCAGGAUGAGAAUAGGCAUCCUGGGCCUGGCGCAGGAUACGAUGAGGUUCGUGAUGCGCGAUUUGCGGACGAAGCAUUUGAGGAUGCGGAUGACGCGGGUGAGGAUGCGGACGAGGACGAGGAACAUCGUCCUAUUGAAUCAACUCCUCUACUUCCUAUCUUUUCUGCCUCCCAUUUAGAUGCGCUGCCCGUUUAUGACAUUACCCACGCGAUUCGCCCGCUGAUCGUGUCGCGCUGCGAAACCACGCUGACUUGGGAUCAAUUGCGCUCGCCUCAAAUCUCCCAGUUCCUGGUGAAGCCGAUCCAGCAGAAGAUUAGAGCAUUACACUUUUCGCGAGCCACGCUAUACGCGCUGAUGGCCAACUGCUUGCAGUUCACAAAGGAAAUCCAUCUCAACCCCGGAAACAGCGGCACAUCUCAAACAAGAGCCAUGGUGAGCGAGCUUCUUGCGAUUAAAUUGUUGCGGGAAUACACGACAAGGGAAUUGAUAGACGCACUUUCCUAUGAAUUCCAUCCUUUGCAAGGCCAGAUGACCCCCAUGGGCCGUGACCGUGAGGGCAAUUUGAACAAGCAUUCAGCAUAUGGCAACAAGCGAUUGGCCGGUGCAGCUCGCAUCUCCUGUCUGGAGGUUGCCAUUCGGACCCAGGCGAAACGCUUCUUAGCUCAUCCGGUCGUGGUACAGCAACUUGAGGCAAUCUGGGCCGGUACAAUUGUUUUCCAUUCAGCCGCGGAUAGUCUCCAUCGUUCGCCAGUCGCCGCGCGUCGCGAUGCAAGGCUAACAUAUGGUUCUGCCAGUCAUGCAUUCCCUGAAGCGGUGCCGCUUAACGGAUCUCCUCCUCGACGAUCAGUGACUCUCUAUGACCCAAGGGACGCCUCCCUUUUUAAACUGUCCAGGCUACGAGUGCCUCGAUAUCGUCAAUUUCUCUCGACAUUGUCGUUCGCGGUCCUCUUGGGACUGUUCCUUGCAGUUCUGCAGCAGCGGCGGGUAGAGAUUUCCACUCUGGAAGUCAUAUUCUGGUUCUGGAGCGCAGGUUUCAUGCUGGAUGAAAUCGUGGGUUUCAACGAGCAAGGUUUCAGCCUCUACCUUAUGAGCUUCUGGAACUUGUUUGAUCUCGGAAUUCUCUUCCUGCUGUUUUGCUAUUAUUGCAUGCGGUUAUACGGUGCGCUGAUGCCCGCUCCGUAUAAUCGUGCGACUGCAGAUCGCGCAUAUGACAUCCUGGCCGCAAACGCAGUACUGCUCUUCCCGCGACUCUUCUCGGUCCUGGAUCAUUAUCGCUAUUUCUCGCAGCUGCUCAUCGCCUUCCGCAUCAUGGCUUCGGAUCUUGUGGCAGUGUUUCUCUUGAUUGCUAUCACGUGUAGUGGAUUUUUCGUCGCCUUCACUCUGUCAUUUGGCAAUGUUGAAGAGCAUUCGCCUGCAUCCGUCGCAUAUGCCUUGUUUCAAAUGCUGAUGGGGUUCACCCCAGCUGCCUGGAGCCUCUGGGAUGAUUAUAACUUACUUGGGAAGACGAUUCUGACUAUCUUCCUCUUCAUUUGCCACUUUGUCGUGAUGACCAUUCUGAUUACGGUGCUCACCAAUUCUUUCAUGGCGAUUGUGCAGAACGCCAAUCAGGAGCACCAGUUUCUGUUUGCAGUCAACACUAUCUCGAUGGUCAAGUCGGACGCGCUGUUCUCCUAUGUGGCUCCGACCAACAUCCUCGCGUGGGUAAUCACACCGCUUCGGUAUCUCAUGCCUUUUAGGCAAUUUAUUCGAAUCAAUCGCACCAUCAUCAAGAUUACACAUUUACCGGUUUUAUUCACCAUUUGUCUCUAUGAGAAGACCAUCCUCAGUCGCAGAGUGAUUGAGCCUAUCGAUCUCGUCGACCCUGCGCUUCACCCCGAUGUCUCAUCCCGCAGUCGUCCCCGUCACAACCGGUUCAAGGCAUUCAGUUCUCGAGUUCCCCGGCUUGUACGAGAACCGUCCGUGGCAACAUAUCAGAAAGACCGUGCUCUCGAAGAAGUCUUCCGGCAUUCCUUGGAGCAGAGUCGGCGUCCUCCACGCAAGGCUCGAGGACAAAGCAACAACAUUGUCAGCAACUGGAUGCAGGCCAUGGGCUCUGGUCCAGUUCAUCCUCCUGAUGAGCAGGAUUCUGACGAAGUUGAUCGACUAGAGAGACCGCCAACGUUUCGGCCCCCCUUUCACGAAAGGUCUACCCGGAGUCUUCGCAAUAUCACGAAGUCCAACCGUUCCGCUACGUCCGAUCCUCAAGGACAAGUCGGGCACAUUGUAUCGUCGCCUGCUACCCUCCGUCGCGAAAGAUUCAAUAUGUCUCCUACAAGAAUCAGACAGCUUUCUCGGCACACGGACAUUGAGGGGGAUGAUGAGCUCACGAGCGAAGAUACAGAAUUUCGCCGGUCCGAUUCCUCAACUUCUGACAGGCCGGAGGGAAUAAGCCCGGGCAAAGCAACACCGAAGUUCUACAGCUCUCGUCCCUCAACCGCAAGGAUGAAAUCUCGCAUGAACAGUCCCUCGCGACGCCCUAGGUUUCAUAAACGAAACUAUUCAGCUGCCACCAUGCUCUACAAUCCCGUGGAGUCUGUGAGCAAUGACGGUGGGACCGAAAUCUCUUCUAUUCCUGUGCGGCCCCGGGCGGAGACGCCUGCUCCAGACGACGAUGCAGCCAUGGCAACAUCGGUCGACCAAUGGACGCAGAGAAGGCAUAGUCUGGAUGUCAGCAACUCUCGGAACGUGACCUUGGCCAAAUCCAAUCCAAUGUCCGUACCUGACAUGGGCGGGUUCUUAGCGACCGACUCGCAGUACCGGGGUCGUCGUCACGUAUCCCACAUGUUCGGGUUGGGGUCUGAUCUGGGUGACAAUAAAGCCAUUGCGAAUGGUUUCCUAGAUGUUUUACCGUCCAGCUUCACGACACAAAUGGUCUACGCCGCGGGUGGUCUUCCUCGACCCGGAAGCUCCAAUAGCAAUCAGGAUCUACUCAGCAAGCUCGUCUUAGCGCGCAUGAAUAACAUCGAGGAAGGGUUCCGGGAAAUGUUGAAGGAAGUGAAGGAUCUCCGGCGCGGCGAGUCAAGCCGGAGUCAGAGUCGACCCGAUGAGUCCCGAAGUAAUCAACGGGAGAAGAAGAAGCGUUCGGAGACUCGCGAUUUGAAGAGAACGCAAGAAUCUCGAAAAAGCAGUGAUAGCAGCAAGGAAAUGGUGUCGGAUGGCUCUUCGGCAAAAUCGCGGCAGUAA